AUGGAUGCAGCAAGAACCACCAAAAAGACAAGAAAGCGUAAAAGUACCAAAUCUUCACUGAAAAAUUCAGAGGCUAUGUUUUUUCAUAAUCUUCCUGAAUCCCUAUCAAAGUUUGAUGAGAGUAAAUUGAAGGCUCUUCAGUACAAAGAGGAGAAGAAAGUUAAAGCGAAACGAUUUUUUGACACUCGACAUUUUAUGAAAACACUAGGUGAAACUACAAUCAGAUUGUUUACCAUAAAGGAUAAUAUUUUCGGAAUGAAGGAAUUAAUUGCAAGUAUCGUUGAAAAAUCGACAAAAGACUCAACAUCAAGACCUGCAAAUGAGCUGGCAAGGCAAACUAUUAAUUUUAAAAAUCGAUACCAGGAAUUGAACGAAUCACAAACCCUUACUGAUAUAUUUGAGAAAAGUGACACUGAUUCAAAAUUGCAAAAAGCAGAUGAAAGUGAUUGUGAUGAUACUGACUUCACUUAUGAAAUUUUAUGGGCGCAAUACGCUUUAGCAAAAGCUGAAAAGGAACAAGAAGAUAUUAUUGAUCACAUUAAAGCAAUUUUUAAAGAAAGAAAGAAAAUUUGGAACAAAUUGACUCCCUAUGAACUUGCAUAUGAACGCAAAUAUUAUAAUAAGCUUUGUGAUGCACUUCCAUAG
This is a messenger RNA of Lodderomyces jiufengensis, 645 nucleotides long. RefSeq lists its product as uncharacterized. Lineage: Eukaryota; Fungi; Ascomycota; Pichiomycetes; Serinales; Debaryomycetaceae. The transcript has a single exon. The record is from RefSeq and is a predicted model, not a curated record. The coding region runs from base 1 to 645 and encodes 214 amino acids.